CCUUGUUAUGUGUGUGUGCAUAUGUGAACAAACGAAUAAACGAUAAUUUUUUUUUUCAACAUACAGAAGCUUGGAUCUUUCUGUAUUGAAAUCAUUGUUAUAACUCGAGUUUUUUUUUCUAAAUUAUUUAUAAAUAUAUAAUAAUAUGUAUAUAUAAUAUAUUUUUAUUUAUUUUAAAAACUCUAUAUAUAUUCUACAAUAAUAUUACAAUCAAGACUGUGUAACAAAAAAUAUAUUUAACCAAUAAAUAUUUUCCAAUUGAAUAUAUUAUUGUGUAUCAAAAAUGGGAAUUCCAAAAUUCACCAGGUUCAUCUGCGAGAGGUAUCCAUGUAUUUUGGAGAUUCUCAAUGAAUACCAGAUACCAGAUUUUGAUAAUCUAUAUUUGGACAUGAAUGGUAUUGUUCAUAAUUGUUCACAUCCAAAUGAUGCUGAUGCACAUUUUCGUAUAACUGAAGAAACAAUAUUUAAAAAUAUAUUUCUAUAUGUUGAGGUAUUAUUUCGUACAAUAAAACCACAAAAAUUAUUUUUCAUGGCUGUUGAUGGUGUUGCACCACGUGCUAAAAUAAAUCAACAAAGAAGUAGACGUUUUCGUUCAGCAAAAGAUGCUGAAUUAGCUGAAGCUAAAGCACGUGCUGCUGGUGAAGUUAUACCAGAAGGAAAUAGAUUUGAUUCAAAUUGUAUAACACCUGGUACUGAAUUUAUGUCUAAGUUAACUGAACAAUUAAAAUAUUUUGUAACAUACAAAAUAUCAACAGAUAGUCAAUGGAAAAAAUGUAAAAUAAUAUUGAGUGGACCAGAGGUACCUGGUGAAGGUGAACACAAAAUAAUGGAUUACAUAAGAUAUUUAAAAUCACAACCAGAUUAUGAUAUUAAUACACGUCAUUGUCUUUAUGGUCUUGAUGCUGAUUUAAUUAUGUUAAGUUUAUGUACACAUGAGCCACAUUUUGCAGUAUUAAGAGAAGAAGUAACAUAUGGUAAACAAGAACAAAAAAAAAUACCAGUACCAGAAAAAAUACGUUUUUGUUUGUUACAUAUAUCAUUACUACGUGAAUAUAUGGAUCAUGAAUUUUCACCAAUGAAAGAUAAACUGUCAUUUAAAUAUGACAUUGAAAAAAUUAUUGAUGAUUGGAUAUUACUUGGUUUUUUAGUUGGUAAUGAUUUUAUACCACCAUUGCCAAAUCUUCAUAUUGCAAAUGGUGCAUUACCAAUAUUAUAUCAAACAUAUAUGGAAAUAUUACCAACACUUGAUGGUUAUAUUAAUGAAGCUGGUAAAUUAAAUCUUUCAAGAUUUGAAAAAUUUAUGGCUAAAUUAGCAAUAAUGAAUGUUGAACAUUAUCCAGAUCUUGAUGAUUUACCACCAAAUUAUAAAUAUCCUAAAAAAAUGAAAGAAUUAAUACAAAUGACUGAAGAAAUAUUAUUAGAGCCAUUUGAUGAUUUUGUUGGUGUUGAUUCAGAUGAUGAUGUUAAUAGUCAUUUAGUUACAUUACAAAAACCAUCAAGUGAACGUAUUAAUGCUAUUGAUGAAGCACGUCAAUAUGCUGAUAAACGUAAACAAGUUGAAUCAUAUAUAUCAGCAAUACAAUGGAAUUUACAUUAUUAUUAUGAUGGUUGUUGUAGUUGGUCAUGGUUUUAUCCAACUCAUUACGCACCAGAUAUGUCAGAUAUUAAAGAUUUUAAAGAUUUUAAUUUACAAUUUGAUAUUGGUAAACCAUUUUUACCAUUUCAACAACUUCUUGCUGUAUUACCAUCUGGUAGUAGAUCAUUUUUACCAGAAGCAUAUCAACAUUUAUUAACAGAUGAAAAUUCACCAAUUAUUGAUUAUUAUCCAGCUGAUUUUGAGACUGAUUUAAAUGGCAAAGAACAAGAAUGGGAAGCAAUUGUAUUAAUACCAUUUAUUGAUGAAAAACGUUUAAUUGAUGCAAUGGAACCAUAUAAUUCAAAAUUAACAGAAGAAGAAAAAAAUAGAAAUAAACAUGGUAAAUUUUUUAUUAUAACAUAUACUGAUGAAAAUCUUGGUAAAGUUAAUGCACCAGAAUAUUUUCCAUCAAUUGAUAGUCAUGCUAAAAUAAUAUUAGUUGAUCCAAUUGAUAUUCAAGUACCAAUUGAUAAAUUAAUUAAAGGUUUAUGUAAAAAUAUUGAUAUGAGUAUAUAUUAUCCUGGUUUUCCAUCAUUACAGUAUGUUGAACAUACAGCACGUCUUGAAAAAACAAAAGUACGUGUAUUUAAACAUCCAUCAAGAGGUGAAAAUAUGAUGAUUAAUGUCGUACCAAAAAAAUCACCAACAAUUGAAGAAUUAGCUAGUGAAUUAUUGGGUAAAAUUGUACUUAUUGGUUGGCCAUGUUUAUUAGAAGCAUUAGUUGUUGGUGUAUCAAAUUCUGAUCGUAAAUUUUCACUUAUUAAUCAAAGUACAUCAUAUUGUUUAGAAAAUUUAAAACGUGAAUCAUUAAAAGGACCACAAGCAACACAAUGGAUAUCAGAAUCACGUGGUAUUUAUACAAAUUAUAAAACACGUUAUGGUAUUGAUAUUGGUGAUAUUGAUACGUUGAUACAUGCAAAAGCACUUAAUGGAUAUCGUUAUGCAAUAACAUCAAAAGGUAAUAUGUCUAUGGAAAAAGUAUGGAAACAACAUGCAGCAUGUUAUGCUUAUCAAGUUGUUGUACGUAAUAUUCAAGUUAAUAAUUUACAACUUGAUAGUGAUACACCAAUAACAAAUAUUUAUUCACCAAAUAGUAUUUGUUUUAUGCUUGGACAUCCACAUUAUGGUGCAAUGGGUGAAGUUAAUAAAUCUGGUAUCAAUGAAAAAACUGGAAGAGUUAAAAUAGCCAUGAUGACAUCAAGUGAGCCAAAUUUUGAUAAAUUAAAAAUACAACAACAAGAAACACAAAUGCAAUAUAUGCAUGGUAGUAUUGCUGCACAAAGACUUGGUAUAAGUAGUCAUUUAUUGAGUAGAAUAACUGGCUCAAUAUUUGUAACACCAUCAACAACAACAACUGAACAAAAUGAUAAAAAUGAUAAAAAUGAAAGAAGACAAAAAAAUAUUGGUUUAAAUUUAAAAUUUAAUAAAAAAAAUGAAGAAUUACCUGGUUAUACUAAAAAAGUUAAUGGACAAUGGCUGUAUGGAGCAAAAUCAGUUGGUUUAAUACGUAAUUUUAUGGAAAAAUAUCCAGUAUUUUUUGAAAAAUUAGCUAAAAGUGUUGGUAAUGAUGUAUUUAAUGAAGAUGAUUUAUUUUCUGAUGGUAUUAAUGAGUUACUUGUUGAUGUUAUUAAAUGGUUAAAAGAACAACCAUUUAGAAAUAUUGAUAGUAGAAGUUGUGAUUGGCAAGGUCUUGAUCCAGAAAUUGUACAACAAAUACAAAUACAAGUUGAUAAAUUUAAUGAUGAUAAUAAUAAUUGUGGUAAAACACUUAUGAUGCAAGUUAAACCACAUUUAUUAUAUAAACCAGGUUUAAGUAAAGGUAAUAUACCACCAGAUACAAAUGCUAAACAUGAAUUAUUUGAUAGAAUAAUAACUGUUAAUGAAAAUUCAAGUGUACCAAUUGGUUAUAAAGGUACUAUUAUUAGUAUACAAGGUACACCAAAUGAUAUUAAUAAAACAUAUGAAAUAUUAUUUGAUAAACCAUUUAUUGGUGGUAUAUCAUUUAAUGGUGAUGCUGUUAAUCGUUAUGCUAAAUUAGAUCCAGCUGAAUUUAUUAAUAUCAGUCAUGGUAUUAGAGCUGAACAAAAUAUUUCAGGUACAUCAAUACCAGAUCAAAUUAAUUUUACAACAAAUAAUAAUAAACAAACAAAACAAACAUCACAACAACAAAAAGAUUCAAAAUUAAAUUCAAGUGCUUUUGCAUCAUUUAAUCAUAAUAAUAAUAUUAGUAAUAAUAAACAACAGUGUAAUUUCUUUCCAACUUUUGGAAAAGAUAAACAUACAAAUAAUCAUCAACAAAAACAACAACAAGGACAAUCAUCAAGUAAUAAUCAACAACCACAAAUUCGUGUUAUGAAAAAAAAUGAUAAUUUAUUGAUUGAUUUACAAACAGCAACAUCACCAUCUUCAUCAUCAUCGUCGUUAUCAUCAAAACAACGUAAUGAUCAAAGAAAGAGUCAUACGAGUAUCAAUGAUAUUAUUAAAACAGAUAAAAUAAAAAAUAUGACAAAUGUUUCUGAUAUAAAACAUGAAGUAUCACCAUCAUCAGAUACAUCAAAAAAUAUUGAAAUAAAUAAAAAUGAUAAUAAAACAAGUGAAUAUCAAAUGCUUUGGAAUGAACUUCAAAAAGUAUCAAAUGCAAAUCAACAAAAAACAAUGUCAUUUAAUAAAAAUCAUCCACCAAUUCCACCAGCAACACAAUUACCUGUGGUACAAUCAUCGCUGCCAACAACACCACAGAGUGCAACAGAUCAGAGUGCAUUUUUAAGAGCAGUAUUAAAAAUACCAAGUGAUAAUAUAAAUGAAUCAUCAACAAAAUUACAAGGAGGGCCAAUAACAUCAAUGGCAAAUAAACCAUUUGUAUUUCCACCAACACCACCAGCUCCACCACCACCAAUGGUACUACAAAUGUUUGAUCAUGCAAGACAAGCUAAUAAUAAUAAUAAUUUAAGACAAAAUGAAAAAUCAUCAAUAUCAAAUGCCCAACGUUUGAUAAAUCUUUGUCAAAUGCGAGGUACUGGAUUGCCAAAAUAUUUUUAUAAAUCAGAAAAAAAUUUAUUCCGUGUUGAAUUAGAAUUUCCUGAUAAAAAAAAAUUCUACAGUGAAUUAUGUACAAAUCAUGAAUUAGCUAUUGAAAAUGCAGCAUCAAAAGCACUGGCUGAAUUAUCAAAUGAUAAUGAAUUAAAUAGAAAGCCACAUAUUGAUAUUUAUCCACCAGGAUCAUGGUUAAAUAUAAUGCAUCAAUCAACUCAUGAUAUAUCAUCACAAUUAUUUCCUGAUACAUUAAAACUUCGUCCACAAUCAAAUUGGAAUCAUAUGAUGCCACCACAACCACCUGGUUUUGCACAAAUGCCACCAAUUCGUAUGAAUCAAUCUAUACCAACACCACCAUCACCAUCAACUUCAACAUCAACAUUAUCAUCACUUCAAAUGCCAAAACAACAACAACAAGGCCAACAACAUAAAUUUGGACAGGCAAAUGAUGCCAAACAAAAUGCACCAUUUGUUCCUUUACAAGCACAAAAAAAAACAAGAAAUCGUAACAAUAGCCAAAAUGAUAGUCAAAAUACAAGUGGUAAUAAUUCACGUGAUAAUUCAUAUCAACAAAAAAUACAUAAUAAACCAAAUAAAUCAAAAGGUUCACCAAAAGUUAAUACUGUUGUUGAUAAAAAUACAAUUAAAGAUGAAGAAAAAACAGCAAAAGAAAAUGAUAAUUUAUCAGCUAAAGAUUUAUCAACUGUUCAACCACAACAACAACCACAACAACAACAACAAAAAAUAAAUAAACCACAAAAACAAAGACGAUCAAGAAUCGCAGCUAAUUUUGGACCAUCACCAGCACCAAAUGGCGAUGAUAAACAAUAAUUUUUCUAAUUAUUAAUUUCAAUUAUUGAAAUUAUUAAAAUUUUGCUUUAUUUACUUUUUUUAAAAGUCAUUUUGAAUUUAUUUUUU
Molecule: messenger RNA, 5587 nt
Organism: Aphidius gifuensis
Lineage: Eukaryota; Metazoa; Arthropoda; Insecta; Hymenoptera; Braconidae
Gene: pcm
Product: 5'-3' exoribonuclease 1
Exons: 3
Coding region: 284-5500 (1738 amino acids)
Biological process (GO): nuclear-transcribed mRNA catabolic process; rRNA catabolic process
Cellular component (GO): nucleus
Molecular function (GO): RNA binding; 5'-3' RNA exonuclease activity
Source: RefSeq, a predicted model, not a curated record